This is a messenger RNA of Poecile atricapillus (Black-capped chickadee), 2917 nucleotides long. It is a transcript of the gene REEP1, whose product is annotated as receptor accessory protein 1. NCBI's taxonomy places the organism in Eukaryota, Metazoa, Chordata, Aves, Passeriformes, Paridae. Bases 158 to 988 code for a protein of 276 amino acids. Gene Ontology annotation, cellular component: cytoplasmic microtubule; endoplasmic reticulum tubular network; endoplasmic reticulum membrane. The transcript has 9 exons. Gene Ontology annotation, molecular function: microtubule binding. The record is from RefSeq and is a predicted model, not a curated record. Gene Ontology annotation, biological process: endoplasmic reticulum tubular network organization.
GGCUGCGGGCGGUGCCGCCAGUGAGGCUGCGCUGAGCUGCGGGGCCGGAUGGCCGAGCCGCCCGCCCCGCGCACUCGGGCGGCGGCCGGCAGCGGGCGAGGACACCGGGCGAGCCCUCCCUGCCGGGAGAGCCAGCCCUGCGGCACACGGCAGCGCCAUGGUCUCAUGGAUCAUCUCCAGGCUAGUGGUGCUUAUAUUUGGCACACUUUACCCCGCAUAUUAUUCUUACAAAGCCGUGAAAUCAAAGGACAUCAAAGAAUAUGUCAAAUGGAUGAUGUACUGGAUCAUAUUCGCGCUCUUCACGACAGCAGAGACAUUCACGGAUAUCUUUCUUUGCUGGUUUCCAUUCUACUAUGAACUCAAAAUAGCUUUUGUAGCUUGGCUGCUGUCUCCAUACACAAAAGGCUCCAGCCUCCUGUACAGGAAAUUUGUCCAUCCAACGCUGUCUUCAAAAGAAAAGGAGAUCGAUGACUGCCUCAUCCAGGCGAAAGACCGAAGCUACGAUGCCCUCGUGCACUUUGGGAAGCGGGGGCUGAACGUUGCAGCCACCGCAGCUGUCAUGGCAGCUUCAAAGGUAAAGGUGCAGGUCUCUCAGCUACUUCAUUUACACUUGUAUUUGGACCAGAAAAAAGGGCAGGGACAGGGAGCCCUGUCUGAGAGACUACGGAGCUUUAGCAUGCAGGAUCUCUCGACAAUUCGUGGAGACAGCAGCAGCACUGUUCCUCCUUCGGUCACUGUACGAACAAGUAGCAAACAGAGCCACCCAAAACCAUCCAGAAGUGCAUCAGAAGGCACUGGCAGCUCAGUGUGCACGUGUUGCUCAGUAUGCCGACUCCUCAGAGUCACCAACCUGGAGGCAGCAGCAGAAGGACUGAAGGAUCACAGUGCUGCCACCGUGCUGCAGCCACCUGUGCCUUCCCACAGCCCUGCCCCUGGUGCCAGAGCCCUGUGCAGUGUUGGUGCUUGGAGGCUGAUGGUUCCAGCCUGACACAGCCUCCUCGCACCCUGCAUGGGUGGCAAACCCACCCAUAUUUGAUUUGUUACGCUUCCUUUUCUGGUUGGAUGUGCCAUUGUGCAGGGCAAUGAAGCAUGUUUAAGGUGGUAUCUGUUGAAACAACCAUGAAACUCUUGUAUUCACAGGGCAUUUUAUUAGAAUCCUUCUAAUUUUAGCCUAAACCUAUUUUAUGGAUUUGACUUCAAAGUGUUAUUUAUAAAAAGAAUCACUGAAUCCUUAUAGGCUUAACAGUCAUGAGGUAAUCUUAGGAAAGUCAUUUAAUGAUGCUAAGGCAGCAAACAGUCCAAUAUGUUUAUGAGCUGGACCCCAUGUAAUUUUGAUCUUGUUGAAUUUGUGUACCCUGUCAUUCACAUUGGCUUGUUUUACUGUUCCUGCCCCCCUCUCCAAUAUAAUCCAGUCCCUUAGACCAUGUCAAUAGGGAUGUGCCAAGGCUCUAUGUCAUAGAGGGUUCAUUCUGUCUCCACAGGCUGCCCUUUCUCUGUCUCCAAGGCAAUAGAUGCAUUAAUGCACUCUCAGACAGUGGCCUGCCAUUAAAAUGCUCCUUUGUAAGUGCAUCUUUGGUAGCCUGGAGAGCUGACUACGUCAUGUGAACAUUUUUCAGUGCCACAAAAAGCUGAGGGAAGAAAGAAUUUAAUUUUGUUUAGGUAGGAAUAAGUUGUCUUGAGCUAUUGGCACUCAUCUUUUCUUGGUGCAAACUUUUGUGUAGUCAAUUUCAGAGUCCCAUCAUUAACAGUUCUCAUUUCCAAAGAGUUUAUAAUCUAAAUGGGCAGAUAGUCAAGUCUUUUCCUCAAGCAGGGAUAUUACUAUUCACUGCUUUAGAGCCUUGGUGCAGUCUUUUUGGCAUGAACAAUUGCCUUAAUGCUCUUGCAGGUAAAACUCAAUUAUCUCACUGUCUGACUCACAGAAAUCUCCACAAUUCUUAGGAGAGCACAGGCUGGUGGAGCAAAAGUGCAAGCAUCCUGCUCCCUAGAUGAUAUCUGGAGAGAAGGUGUCCUGAGGAUGAGGCCUGCAGGUGCCAUGGGGUGUGCAUUUCUGCAGAGCCCAAAGGCCAGGCUGAGCACAGCCUGAGCCCCCUGAUCUGGACUGUCCCUGGCAGCAGUUGUUCUGGGCUCCUCUCCUCUGGAGCAGGACUGUCCCUGGCAGCAGUGGUGGGUUUCUCUGUGCUGAAGCUGUUGGCUCCACAGGAGAGCCCUUUCCUGCCCAGCUGGAUCACUCCCACUGGCCUCAUGGCCUGCACAUGACAAAGCAUUGAUGCAAUUCAGGACAUUCAUACUCUGCUCUGGGCAGCUUCACUAAAAUACAAUCCUGUUUGACAGAUGUACUCCAGCACAUCUUUUUGAGAGCUCCUAUGCCAGCUCCUCUUGCUUUUGUUUGGGGCCAGGCCUUUGCUGGUGGAACUCCUUCCAGGUGUUCACCCGAGUUUCUGAUUUAUCUCCUUUGUGUUCUGUGGAAAGUCAGGCUGCAGCAUUCAGGAACAAUGGUACAAUUAUGUAAGAGCUCUUUUUCCCUUUCUGAGAGGACAGAGUGAAAAUCUCCAGGGAUAUCUGUUUGUCUUUUGGCAGUGCUUGGCAAAUGCUUAAACGCUGUUCGAUAUUAAACAAUCUUGCUUGGGACUGGCAUUUAAGAAGUAAUAAAAUUAUGUUUGGUGGUGUUCUCUCAACUAACGUCUCUUAGGUGCUGUUGCAAAGACCUGGGGCAUGGUUGAGAGGGAGAAACCAUUUUAAUUCUUGCAGAGAAUAAAUUUACCUAUCAUGAAUUGAAGAAUCAGCUAUGUAUGAGGAGAAUUUUUGGGAUGGCAAAUAUUUGAGGGGGCAUUUAAUACUAAAAUGCUGAUCAGAAGCCUUAGGCAGUGUAAGGAAUGUGCAGGGACAUUAGUGAUGAAUGGGUCUGUGUUGGUGUGCA